AUGUUGUCGGCGGACGGGCGCGUUGCUCUGCUCAGUACUCUGGUGUGUCAUUCCCCUGGGAGUAUGUACCCCCAGCUGACUGAGGAGGGACAGGAGAAGUUACGGCUCUUACCCGUCGAGGAGAGGUGGAAGAUCAUCUUCAAUCAGCAAACAUUGACAUUAGCUCACACUCUGGCCUUGGUUAUAUUGAAACAAUAUGGAGUCAUUGAGAGUCGUCUGUCAGCAGACAGACAGAUAGCUGCUGACAUUCUCGCGGGAUUUUCUCGGCAAACUCGCGCUCCUAUCUACAGUGUCCUGCACUAUGUGGAUCACCUGAAGAAACAAAUAAGCACGAGUACCCUGGCGCGUGCGGCCGCAAUUAACAAAAGUCCACAGAUCAAAGAUGGCAUCAGUCCCCUGUCCUACCUUCUUCGGAAGCUCAAACUCGACCUUAAGAUGUCCUACGACAGUUUUGUACAGGAGUUUGUGGACCCUCCACAUGACGGUAUCAGCCUCCUGGUAGCUCUCCUCAGGGACAUCCAGCAGUUCCAGCAGUCUGGGACGACCACCAGGCGCAGUAAGCUGGACCAAUACAAGAAGAGUCUGACCGAUGAACAUGACUGUCUUCUGUGUAUCAAAUUUUCUCUCAGAGUGGAGGUGAGCAUCGACAAACUGCUGGACAUCAGAUACGGACUGGAAACUGUGACCGCCUGUCUCCUGAGCAGCUUCAGUAAAGCAAGAGUUACUGCCCUUGAGAUCUUGACUGUCUCCCUGAGUGUGCCAGAAGGUUAUAGCCGUGUGCUGGACUCCAUGACUUACAUCCGCCUCAAGUUCGGGGAGAGUGUCCGCUUUAAGCUGUUAGUCAGCAUGCUGAAUAGCCAGGGCUCGGUCUAUGUUCUCUUCCAGCUUGUCUGUAUGCGGUUCCUGAACAGCCUGAUGGCCUGUAGCAGCGGUCAGAACGCCCGGGUUUUCUUGCAGUAUGAGCUCGAGAUGGCAGGAUUGGACAUGAGCCAAUUAGAGAAGAACGCUCAGGGUGACGGACUGGAGUAUGACGACUUGAGGCGGGAGAUCGAGACGUGGAAGAAACGUUACGUGGAUGUGCAGGGUUUACAGGACGAGCUGUUGGCGUUACAGAACAGAUGCUCGCUUCUCCGACACGAGGUGGACUCAAAAGAGGACAAGAUUAAGACCCUUGAAGACUCACAGGCUGAACUACAAACAGAAAUAACACAGCUGAGAGAGAGUUGUAACUCGUACAUGGCCCAGACCGUCUCCUUACAAGACAGUGUUGAGAAGAUGAAGAUAAUGUGCAAGAAAAAAGGGGGUAAAGAGGCCAAAUGCACAGAUGACACUUUUCCACUCUCCCCUGAGACCUCGACUGUGAAGGAGAGGUCCAGUUGCCAGGACAAACCCCAGACUUCCGCUCCGAGCAUUGGCGGCACUGACACUGACGACUCUGAGCAUUUCAUAUUACCAGCCAUUCCACCACCUCCGCCGCCACCGCCUCCCCCAGAGGUCGCCCAGUUAAUCCAGAGAAAGCUGUCUGUUCAUCCAAAGGUUCGCCUGCCUCUUUUAAACUGGCAGCCGUUGGCGACUGCUGAGAACACGGUCUUCCAGGCGAUGGAUGAAGACCAGCUGUACAAAGAACUGAACUUAACCGAGUUUGAGAAAAGGUUUAAACUGAAAUCUGUGGCGAGUGCCAGUACCCAGUCUUCUCCAGCCAGAAGUGAAAAAUUCCAUCGGAGAUCCAGUACAACAGUCCAUCUCCUUGGGAGCGACAGGAUGAGGAAUCUAGUAAUCACAAAGAGGAAGAUCGGAUUAACCGGGCCGGAAGUCCGGGAGUACGUCGAUCAUUUUGAUGUUAAUCAUCUGUCCGGGGAAUACGCAGAGUUAUUGCUGAGAUUUCUGCCAACGAAAGAUGAGCAAAAGUUGUUGUCGGAACACGCCGGGGAGUUUUCCAAGCUGGGGGAGGCCGAACAGUUUCUGUAUCACCUCGGUCAUAUCAACGACUGCAAGACUAAGCUGACUAUUAUGGCGUUCAUUGGAGCUUUUGAUGAUGUUUCCAAGUCACUGAGAAGCCAAAUCGAGGUGAUCCACAAGGCGUCCGUAUCUCUGUUGAGCAGCUGGAAGCUCCGCAAGCUGUUUCAGUUGAUCCUGGCUCUGGGCAACUACAUGAAUUGUCAAAGAAGAGGUGUUGCAGUGGGAUUCCGACUGGAAUCGUUGUCAAAGCUGGGUGACGUAAAGACAACCGACCGCCAGCACACAUUCCUCCAUUAUCUAGCUGAAGUGUUGGAGGCUCAGUUCCCCACCUUAGUCGACUGGCACGAGGACUUGGAUAUCGGUGUACCAAUAUCUUCAUCUUAUCAGUCUGUGGUGACAGAUAUGAAGAAUCUGAAGAGAGGUCUGGCUCAGAUUAAGGUGGAGAUGGACAAACAUCCUGACAUCAGUCAACUUCACAUAUCCUUUAGAGCCGUGCGUGAGAUGGAGACGAUCUCAGAGAGCUUCAGUCAGAUGGAGGAGUUUUACGAGAGAGCCUGCUCAACGUAUGGAGAGAGGCACAUCCUGGUAGAGCCCGGAGAGUUUUUCGGAUACUUCCUCAAGUUUGUCAGAUCCUACAAGAAAGCCUACGCGGAAAAUCACAAGUCAAGCGCAAACAGUUCGGUUGUUAGUUCACCAACUCACUCUGCCAAUCAGACAGCCGGAAAUUCUCACAAGCAGGACUUUUUGACGGAGGCUAAACUCCUUAUGGCACAGAAUAACCAUCGGUUAGCCACCAGCCGAACCCUGGAGACUGGGUUUGCAGAAAUGGUGAAGCGAAAGAAGACAGGUGUUGCUUCUUUGCCGUCCCCCAUUCCAACUCUGAACAGUGGUGUGCAGGCAAAGAUUCAGCCCAUGUCAUCAGACCCCUACAACCUGGAACUUCAAGCCAGCGGCAGUAAAAAUAACGUUUCCUCCAAAGAAAUCGUCAACAACUGGAUCCUCCAGAACACACAGUCUGAUGAUUUCAGGAACCCAGACGAGGUCGAACAGAAAUUUCGAACAUCCACAAUGAAGUCGACAUCGACUCCAGAACGACUUCCUCUUCCGCAUGCGAAAAUGCACCACGGUCGAGACGAUAGUGAUGACGUAGCGAAUUCCACCUUGACGGCGUCUGGACCGGUUAGAAGAGAGCCAACACCAGAUUACACUAACCCUAGCUCGCCGGCUAACACCAUAUCCAACGCCAGCGAGAUAUCCCGGGUCCUGAGAGAAUUUGAGGGAGACAUCCAUACGUAUUUAAAUGAAAAUGUCCACGGUGUGAAACAACCGGUGCCUGCGCGAACAGUCGACUUCUACAGACCCGUUACUUACCUGUGAAGGAAACUCAUGCUCCAGCAUUGUCAUUAGAAUAUGUCAAGUGAUAGCCCACCGUAUGCUGAGACAUGCACGAUGUAUCCGUUACAACCUGUGUUGAUUUGUAGUCGCCUAUAUAUAAAGUACGGAAGAUGUAAUGUCAGUCAUGUGUUCAUAGCUCAUUUUUUUUACAACUAUCAUCGUAAGCUUCAUAAUCCCAUAGAAUACAUGCAACAAAUUGUAGGCCUAUAUAAAAUAAGUGUUGAAACGUAUUCUUAUACAUGUAUUACUUUCGCCUUUGAGGUUGUCAUCUAAACACCUGACCAUUGUGUCUUAUAUCUAGUCACUUCCACUCUCAUGUUAUCUUAUAUAUAACUUCUGUCCACAUUGGUACACAUGUUCCUGUUAUAGUGGUAUAGGCCUACUGUCAUUGCUGUCGCCUGCAUUUGUCACCCCACAUGUCUACAUCUCAUCAUACAGCUUAUUGUAAAAUGGUGUUCAUAUACCCUGAGACUGGUGAUAGAGUCACCCAUCGGUAUAUGGGAACAAAUCUUUAACGCAGAAAGCAAUAUGUUUUGUCCAUCGUGAUUUGAUAUCAUUCAAAUUUGAAGGGUUGAAAAACACGAUUCAAUAUCCCAUACACAAGAUGUGCUCAUCAUAUAGUCCACCAGUGUGAUUCGCCUGAGUCAUUGAGUUGUAUUUCAUUAACGAAUUUACAAUUGUGAAAAUCAGUCAAUACAUUAAAGACAUGUACGGUUGGAAAGAUUGCAGUUGCAUUGAGGAACAGAACUGUUAUUGUCGCAAUUACUCACAAUGACAUCGAUUACUGGGUACUUUAUCUACCUAUGUUUAUUUCUUAUGUGUUAAUGGCCAUAUACAUAAGGUUGUCAUUAAUAAUCAAACAUUCUUUUCCCAUUAGCAUUGUACAAGAGUUACAUUUUCCCCAUUAUCUUUGGUAUUUCGA
Molecule: messenger RNA, 4276 nt
Organism: Liolophura sinensis
Lineage: Eukaryota; Metazoa; Mollusca; Polyplacophora; Chitonida; Chitonidae
Product: formin-like protein 3
Exons: 25
Coding region: 1-3336 (1111 amino acids)
Biological process (GO): cell migration; regulation of cell shape; cortical actin cytoskeleton organization
Cellular component (GO): cytosol
Molecular function (GO): small GTPase binding; actin filament binding
Source: RefSeq, a predicted model, not a curated record